AUGACACAACGUCUGGGGUAUAAAAAGAGCGAACCACUCCUUCCAAGCUUACUCCCCGUCUGGUGGUAGCUGUUCUGUUCUCGUAUUCAGGAGGACAGGGGGCUGAGGAUGGCGUCGUUAGUAGAAACGGCAGACACCGAGCCUACUUGUAGUGGCAAUUUGAUAUCUUCUCCUUCAUCUUCAAGCCUUUCUCACCGGUUUCUCGACAAUAAAUUCUAUCUCCUUGUGGUUAUCGGAGAAAUUGUUAGCGAGGAUCACCUGAGAUGUGCCAUUGCAGAUAUAGAAAGAGGAAUCCGCUCAUGGGACACCAAUCUCAUUGAGUGCAAUUUAGAUCAAGAACUCAAGCUCUUCGUUUCACGUCACUCUGCAAGGUUUUCACCUGAUGUCAGAGGUCAAAAAAUCCUACACCACAAAAGCAAUGUUCUGGAAACUGUUGUUCUCAUCAAUCCCUCAGAUGAUGCAGUCAGCACUGAGGUUCGCUUGAUGAUCACAGAUACUGCCAGACACAAGCUGCUUGUAUUGUCAGGACAAUGCUUUGAAAAUACUGGGGAGCUGAUUCUGCAAGCUGGGUCUUUCUCAUUCCUGAACUUCAUAGACAUCUUUACAGAUCAGGAGAUUGGUGAAUUGCUUAGCACCAUACAUCCUGCCAACAAAGCAAGUCUUACUUUGUUCUGCCCUGAAGAAGGGGACUGGAAAAACUCAAAUCUAGACAAACAUAAUCUACAAGACUUCAUUAACAUGAAGCUGAACUCUCCCUUGAUACUUCCAGAAAUGGAAGGCCUUUCGGAGUUCACAGAGUACCUGUCUGAGUCUGUAGAGAUCUCAUCACCAUUUGACAUGCUUGAGCCCCCAACCUCUGGAGGAUUUUUAAAGCUCUCCAAGCCAUGCUGCUACAUCUUUCCAGGUGGCAGAGGAGAUUCUGCAUUGUUUGCAGUUAAUGGAUUCAACAUGCUCAUCAACGGAGGCUCAAAUCGCAAGUCCUGUUUCUGGAAACUUGUCAGACAUUUGGACAGAGUGGACUCCAUUCUCCUGACUCAUAUUGGAGAUGAUAACCUCCCUGGGAUCAACAGCAUGCUUCAGCGCAAAAUAGCAGAGCUGGAAGAAGAACAGUCGCAGGGUUCUACUGCAAACAGUGACUGGAUGAAAAAUCUCAUAUCACCUGACCUUGGAGUUGUAUUUCUUAAUGUCCCUGAAAACCUCAAAAACCCAGAGCCUAAUUACAGGGUGAGAAGAAAUAUUGAGGAAGCAUCUCUUACAUUGCAGUACCUGAACAAAUUGUCAUUAAAACCAGAGCCUCUUUACAGAACUGCCGGGAAUGACAUAGAGCCUAUCAUAUUAUUUCAGAAAAUGGGAGUUGGUCGAUUAGAGAUGUAUGUGUUAAACCCCAUUAAAAACAGCAAAGAGCUCCAGUAUUUUAUGAAACAAUGGACUGGUAGUGAACAAGACAAAGCUACUGUGUUGCUUCCAAAUGGAAAAGAAUCUGAGGUCCCAAUAUCCUAUCUAACCUCUAUUUCAUCUUUAAUAGUAUGGCAUCCUGCUAAUCCAUCUGACAAGAUAGUCCGUGUUCUGUUUCCUGGCAAUGCAUCACAACACGGUAUACUGGAAGGUCUGGAAAAGCUUAAACAUCUGGACUUCCUGAAACAGCCAGUAGUAACCCAGAAAGAGUUGUCUGAAAACUUUGCACCAGGGUUGAAGCAAGCUAAAUUGAAGCAGAAGAGUGACAGCAAGGAGAGUCUAAAAUCAACUUCAAGGCCUCCAUCAAGCAAAGGGAUUAGGAAAGAAUCAAGGGAAGAGGCCUCAGAGACAGCAAAAGUUGACACUGACAUACCACAAGAAAAGGUGCAAAAAACAGAGAAAAAGGAAAAGCCUCCUGUGAAAAAAGAGAAAGCAAAGCCUCAAGCAACAGAGAAAGAAGUCAAAGCCAAGCCAGAGCAGACCGUUAAAGUGGAAACACCAGAGAAGCAAAAACCUGAAGCAAAACCAAAAACAACAAAAGAAAAGGCUGUUAAAAAAGAGGCCAAGGUCCAAAAACCUGAUGAAAAGAAAAAAGAGGAAAAAGAACCAAAGAAGGAAGCAGUAAAGAAAGAGGUUGCUAAGAAAGAUGUUAAAAAGGAGGAAAAGGUAAAAAAGGAAGAAGUGAAAAAAGAGAUUAAAAAAGAACCAAAGAAAGAAGGAAAAAAAGAUGUGAAAAAAGAUUCUCCAAUGAGGGAAGUAAAAAAAGAAGAAAAGAAAGAACAAAAGAAAGAAGAAAAGGAUGUGAAAAAGGACAUAAAGAAACCAUCUAAGGAUAUAAAGAAAACCGCAGCACCUCAGGUUGAAGCCAAAAAGCCUGUGCCAAAACAAAAAGUGCAAAAAAAAGAGGAAUUAUCAAAGAAAGAUGUUGGAAGUCCUGGGAAACAAAAAGAAAAGGUAAAGGGUAAAGGGGCCCAGAAGGAUGCUAAACCAAGUGUAACUAACAUUGCUGCUGCUGCUGCAGGAGCAGUGGUAGGAGCAGCAGCAGCUACUGGCAUUGCAGCUCUUGAAGCUGAACGGUCCCUGAUGUCUUCUCCGGAGGAUCUCACAAAGGACUUUGAGCAGCUCAAAGCUGAAGAAAUUGUAGAAGAUACUGAAACUGUGCCUCAAACUGAACAGAAAGAAGAAGAGUCAGUUCUCAUGAUACAACAGGAGGAAAUAGUUCUCUGUAAAGAGUCCCCUGAAGUUGAGGAGCCUGCUGAAUCACUGGAUGAAGGGAUAAUGACCACUGAAGCUGAUGGAGAAUGCGGAGAGACCCCAGAUGAACUUGAACCCAAAGAUAAAAUUAAUGUUGAUGUUAAUGAGAAAUUUGAAGAUGAAGGUACAGGUUUUGAAGAAUCAUCAGAAGCUGGAGACUUUGAGGAGAAAGGGGAGACAGAAGAAGUGGAAGAACAAGAAGAGCCUGUGGAAAGGACAGACAAGCUUCAGGAGAGUGUGGUAGACACUGAAGAAGAGGAGCUACUUGAAAGAAAUAAACAACCCAAAGUUGAACAGAUGUUAAGUGAUCAAGCUUCAAAGGGCAUAAAGCCUGUGGGAGAUGGGGAAGAUUUAGAAGAAACAAUUGAAAAAGAGGAACCAAAGGAAGAAGAGGAUGAACAGAUCACCACUGCAAAAGAUGAAAAAGACAAAGAUGAAGAUGAUGAUGAGAGAGAAAUUGAAUUUGAUGAGACAGUGGAGAAGCGGAGCUUACCUGCUGCAACACCACCCAAAAUGUCUGCACCUCAGUCUCCAGCUGUUGAGCAUUUAUCUAUUCAUGAUGAAACACUUCCAGCUGGUUCUGAAAGUGAAACUACAGUAUCUGAUGAAGAGAACCGUGAAGAACCUCCAGAGGAAUUUACAGCCACAUCAGGCUACACACAAUCUACCAUUGAAAUCUCCAGUGAGCCAACACCAAUGGAUGAAAUGUCAACACCAAGAGAUAUUAUGAGUGAUGAGACCACCAAUGAGGAAACAGAAUCACCUUCUCAGGAGUUUGUAAAGUAUGUAUCAACAGCACAGACUGGUGACUAUGACAGAAGUAAGCUCUUCCCUCUUCCUGAUAGUUACAACGCUUUAACAUCAGAUCAUUCAAAGAGUGAUGCCACUGAAGGGAAGGACUAUUAUGCAUCAGCCUCCACCAUAUCGCCGCCAUCAUCAAUGGAAGAAGACAAAUUUUGCCAAAAAUUUGCAAGCGAAGUAACCACUCCCAAAGAAGAAGAAGGCGGUUACCGAUUAAACCUGGAAACCCCGGAUAAGCUCACUCUUGACACAAAAAUUAGCCCAGCUCCAGUCUCACCUCCAACAAAAACACCAACUAGUGAACGCAGUGUUAAUUUUGACCUGACUCCAACAUCAAUCACUGCACCAAUUGAGUUGGGAACAGCUCUUUCCGAAGUUGCCAGUGCAGUGGUUGAACAGUCGGCUAGUCCAGAUGAUAAAACUUUAGAAGGGGCUUCCUCCUCACAGUCGGCUCCUGGAAGUGCGGGUCACACACCUUACCACCAGUCCCCUGUGGAUGAAAAGACAAGCUCUCUACCAUCUGACAGUGCUGCAAAAGCUCAUAGUCCAGUAACAAUAGAAAUCACAACUGACAAAAAAGAGCCUUCUGACUUCAGAGUCAGUCCUAUGGAUGAGCCUGUGCCAGAUUCUGCCUCACCUUUUGAGAAGGUAUUGUCUCCUCUUCGUAGCCCACCACCCAUAGGAUCUGGAUCUUCAACAGAAAGAUCUCCAAAUGCAGAAACAAAGUCACACUUUGACUUAAGUCCAAUGGGUGAAUACCCUUCGGCUGAAACUGUCAUAGAUAAGGAGAAAUCAUCAGAACAUGACUUGCAACAAAGUAAAGAAUGUUUUAGACUGGAGCACACUUUACAAGACAGAGCAGAGAGUGCAAUGAAAGCCACAUCUGAUCUGUCCCCUGUGUUAGUUGACACAAGCCAGUUUGGAUCUUUUAAGGAGGAAAGCAAGAUGUCUAUCUCGGAAGGAACCACAUCAGACAAGUCAGCCACUCCAGUUGAUGAAGUUGUAGCAGAGGAUACAUUUUCUCAUAUAGAAGGAGUAGCAUCUGCCUCUACAGCCUCUCUUGCUACCAGUUCAUUUCCAGAACCAACAGCAGAUGAUGUCUCACCCUCAUUACAUGCUGAAGUGGGCUCUCCACACUCAACUGAGGUUGAUGACUCUCUGUCUGUAUCUGUGGUCCAGACCCCAACAGCAUUUCAGGAAACAGAGAUGUCUCCCUCUAAAGAGGAGUGCCCAAGGCCAAUGUCAAUUUCCCCAGACUUUUCACCUAAAACUGCAAAAUCAAGUACACCUGUACAGGAGCCAAAAUCCCCUGAACAGUCUACUAUGUCAGUAGAAUUUGGACAGGAGUCCCCUGAUCAUUCUUUAGCCCUAGAUUUCAGCAAACAAUCCCCAGAACAUCCAGCAGUCAGUGCAAAUCUGCACAUUACUGAGAACGGACCAACAGAAGUCGAAUACAGUCCUUCCGACAUGCCAGAUUCCAGUUAUGCAGAACGAUGCAUGUCUGCAGUAGAGAAACCCAUACUAUUCAAGGAUAUUGAUUCUGCACAGAUUACUUCAAUUUCUCCAACAGACGCAUCUCAGUCAACCCCAUCUGCUCACACUCCUUCACAAUCCACUUCUCCUUUGAAAGAGGAAUAUGCUGCAAGGGCCACAGAGCCCAGUGAUGUUACAUCCCUGGGCUUUGGUAGCUCAGCAUCCCCAGAGAGUCUGACUCUAAAAGUUGAAGAACAUUCACAGCUGCAAGAUAAAUCUCCUGUAACUCCCAAACUAUCUUCUCUCACCCAUUCCCCACUUUCCUCUGACUCAUCACUGGUUUUAGGAAGUUCUGUGGCACCUGACAACAUCUCAUUAAAGACUGGGGAAUCUAUGCAAAGGCAAGAAAAGUCUCCUUCAAGUCCAAAAGCAAGCUCUUCUUCUUCCUCACCCUUACCAUCUGAUUCAGUAUUUGGCAUUGGAAGCUCAUUGGAACAGGAAUCCAUUUUAUUUAAAGCUGGUGAAUUCAAACAAGAAGAGGAAAAAUCGCUCAUUUCUCCAAAGCCAACAUCACCUUCGGUGUCACCUCUUUCCUCAUAUUCAUUCCCCCUGGACACUUUAAAGGGAACCGAAAAACUAUUAAGUAAAGCAGAGGAACUUGAACAGGAUCAGGUGAAAUCUCCAGUCUCUCCUAAGACUGCUUCUCCUGCAUAUUCCCCAGUUUCCUCUGAUUCUUCAAACAUCAUAGAAAGUUCAUCAAUACCAGACAGUAUGCUUUUGAAAUCUGAGGAAACUUCACAUCAAGAAAUCAAAUCCCCAGUCAGUCCUAAAGCAGCAUCUCCUACAAUUCCAUCCCUAUCCUCUUAUUCAUCUGGCUUUCAAGAUACACUGACUGCUACAUCAGUGUCAUCAUCGGCAGCUUAUUUACUAGGACAAGAAUCUAGCAUGUUUUACCGCGAAGAGUUGCAGAGCCAUAAAUCAGUAGUAGAAUCUGAAAAAAGAGAACAAGACAGUGUGAAAUGCAUGGAUGGAUCAAGAGGUGAAGAAAGCUCUAAAAAGACACUUUCACCACAAUCCCGAACAGAUGUUGAUUUGUGUUUAGUUACGUCUUGCGAAUACAGACAUCCUAAAACGGAACUGUCCCCCUCCUUUAUUAAUCCAAGCCCACUAGAGUUUUUUGCAAAUGAGGAUAAUUCUCAAGAAGAUGACAAACCUCUAACACAGUCUGGUGGAGGACAGCCCCCAUCUGGUGGACGGCACCAGGCAAAACAAUGUGAGGAAACUCCACCGACUUCUGUAAGUGAAUCUGCUCCUUCCCAGACAGAUUCUGAUGUUCCACCUGGGACAGAAGAAUGCCCAUCCAUCACUGCCGAUGCUAACAUUGACUCAGAAGAUGAUUCUGAGACUCUUCCAACAGACAGAACCCUAACAUACAGGCAUGCUGACCCCCCUCCAGUUCCUUUCCGAGACACAGCUCCUUCUCCCCCUCAUCCUGACGUCUGCAUGGUAGAUCCAGAAGCGCUACCAGCUGACCAAAACCUCGGAAAGCCUCUGAAGAAAGAAGGCAAAGAAAAGACCAAGAGCAAAAAGCAGGGGAGCAAGACCAAGCCCUCCUCACCAGCAAGAAAAAGUGAUAUCAAGUCUAAAACGUCCCCUGGGGUUGCAAAAACUAGCGCUUCCAAGGAAGCUUUAGACAAGAUGUCAAAAACAGCGUCUCCAAAGAAGAAAAACCCAUCUACAGCCAAAUCAAAUGUAAACACUGAGGUGAAGUGUGGUGAAGAAAAAGAUGCCAAGAAUGCUACCAACACCUCCGCUUCAAAAGGAACAAAAAGUGCGACCACUGGCUCAGGAAGUGGUAAGGCUGCAGUAGGAAAUUCUGUGCCCAACUGUCCUCCAGUGUACCUUGACCUGGUGUACAUCCCAAACCACUGCAGUGCCAAGAAUGUCGACUCUGAAUUUUUCAAGCGAGUCAGAUCAUCUUACUAUGUCGUAAGCGGGAACGACUUAACAGCUCAAGAGCCCAGCAAGGCUGUUCUGGACUCUCUGCUGGAAGGAAAGGCUCAGUGGGGAAAUAACAUGCAGGUCACACUGAUCCCAACCCAUGACUCAGAGGUCAUGCGAGAAUGGUACCAGCAAACUCACGAAAAGCAGCAGGACCUGAAUAUCAUGGUGCUAGCAAGCAGCAGCACCGUGGUCAUGCAAGAUGAAUCUUUCCCUGCUUGUAAGAUAGAACUGUGAUUCCUAAACCUUGAGCCUUGCAUUGAUUCUGCUUUCCUUUGUGAAAUCUUCAAUGUGAAAGAAACAAAAUGCAAUUGAAAUGAGCAAAUAUGAAAAAUCUUCCUAUCCCCCUCCAUAAAAGUGAAACACACUCUUGGUGAUGCAAGUCACAACUUAAUGCAGUCAUUAAUGAUCACUAAGGCACAUAUUCCCUAAGCAGGCUUCAAUCUACUGUAUUUCGUUUGAAAACACCAACAGACAUAGUAUUUUUUAAUGCAAUACUGUUUCUUUGCUGUUAAUCUAACCACAAUGCUCUAUGAUCAGGCUUGCCAAUGGAAAUAAGAGAUUUGGAGUUAAUUUGUGUCAGCAGUAGUUUGAAUCCUGUUGCUUGUAGAGGAAAAUGUUUUAACUCAUACACAGAAAUAACUCCCCAAGGCAUGCUCCCAGUAACACAGCUCCACCAGAAGUAAUUGUCUAUACUGUACUGCAAUAUAAUUAAAUCAUUAGAAACCUGCAUGUUCAGAAACAGUAAUGAUAUAUACAUAAUAAUUAACCAUUGGCUUUUACCCUGAAGCAUAGACCAAAGGACAAGGGAGUACACAUUUUAAAAAAUGCCUUAGAAAGUGACUUGAAUGUAAAAGAGAUACUUGAUGCACUUAUUUUUUAAUGUGAAACAGCAGGUGUAUGAGAUCAAAAUUGUUGCAAUUACAAAAAAAAAACAGUUGCUCAACAUCUUAAUUCAGGUCAUAAUUCAGAAAUCGGUAAAGAUGUAUGAGUGUGUAUUUAUACAUGUAAUAACAAUAUGGUUUAAAAAACAUCACUCACGGAGUGACUGUCUCACUAAACACAAACAACAAUAUUUCUAGGAUAAGACCUUUGAGAAUAUUGAUGAUGAAACUUCAUCUAGCAUGAAAGAGGUCAAGUUUUAUUCGUUCUUAAUUAAAGGGAGUACUUAAUGGAUAAUGUGAUUAAAAUGAUAGAAAUGUCUGGAAAUACAGUCCUUAUGAUGUUUACUUUUUGUUUCUUUUCUAAUGUUUCUAGAUCUGACUUUACUUUGGUAUUCUUAUUUUAUAAUAUGAUGGUAGAAGAAGUGCCAUAAAUAUUUAUUAAGUGAUAAAAUUUCACUGGCCACAUUUAUACAUGAAAAAGUACAUUUUUCUCAUCAAAAGGUUUUUUCAAUUUGUUUUUUAGUCAAAAACAGAUACCUGAUCACCACUCUUAACCUAAUAUUGUGCUGCAUUAAUUUGGAUAGAGCAUAAGAAACAGUAAUACUUGAGCCUUAUUUUUCCAGACUCCAAGUGUGUGGUGUAGGAUUUGUGGAAUGAGAGCAGUCUAGUUAGAUGUUGUUAUCCAUGUUUGUAGAUUAUAAACUUCUCAUUUGACUAUUUGCAGUAUUGCAUUUUCACAACUGUAUUACUUGAGUUUUCCUCUAUAUACUGUAGUAACCUCAUUUGAUUUUACAUGUCUUGUAUGUGUUUUUGAUUAUUUGCUGUAAGCAUAUGUUUUGCACUCAUAAUUUUGCACUUCAGUUUAUUUAAACCUUACAGUUUGGGACCAGUGAUUUUGCUUCUUCUAUAAAAGACAUUGAAGAUAAGCUAAUAUUUUGAACUCCCUUUGUCACUCACUGCCUUCAGCACCUUCUCCAAAAGAGAAGGAAAAUGUGAAAGUCCUUAAAACUGAAUUGUGUGUCUCAGCUUGUUAUAGAAGCUGUUAGUAAAACUAAAAUACACUAAAAUAUUCUCUAAUAAUUUCUCACUAGGUGAACAACGCCAAGCAGCUUCAUUAACGACAAACAUUUACAAGAACAGUGGAACGAAAGGAGGUCAGGGAGAAUUCUUUAUAGAUUUUAAUUAAACACAUUGAAUAUUCCAUUAUUUUGAAUCCCAUGAACAUUUUAAAGAGGCACACCUUUCUUUUCAGUUUCUCAGAUAAGGCCUCCAUGCUAAGUUUGCAACAGGUUGAGAAAAGCCGGCUUGAAUGUGGCAAGUUUGUUUGAUUUGUGAAACGAGAUGCUUUCCUAACUUAAGAAAGACGUUUGGGAUUUUUUAAUACUGUACUAUAAUUAUAAAUAACUUUUGUGAGAGGGUGAAUGGUUUAGCAACAUGUGCAUGUGUUUUCAGUGUAUUCCAGUUUUUUUUAGUUUUGGAAGGGAACAAAUGUUUAGAAAAGGACAACAAUGUGCGCACCCAUUUAGUGAAGAAAAAUGUAAAAGGUCAAAUGCCAGACAUCGUAAUUCAUCAGGACAGUGAGUUAUCAUUACUGGAUUUGGUUCAAAAUUUGAAAAAUACAUAAAUCCUCCAGAUGUCACCACUUGUUCAGGUUUAGAAAUGAUGUGCGCCUUGUACUUUAACAAAAAAAAAAAUCACUUCCUUUCUGGGGCAGGUGACUACCGUUGAGGAGAAUUAACAUUGCAGAUUACAGCCAGAACACUUGGUUGUCCUCAUGCCUCCUGACAUGAGGACAAGCAAAAGUAACAUCUUCCCACUUUCUAGCAGCUUGAAUCAUGAAAGUGCUACUGUCAGACUUUGAAUUUUGUAUAUAAAACUUGGGGUACAUAAUGCUUACUCAGAGAUGGGAUGCAGUUUGUAUAUGUGGUAAAAUAAUCACACUUUAACCUUUUUAUAUUAAAGGCUAAACUGCAAAGCGGGUUUUUACCCUAUGUCUAGAACAUAGAAGGUUUUAACCGCAUUUAUGUCUAACAGCCUGUGGUAACAAUACCUAAUGGAACACUGCACAUCCGACGUUCAGCUUCUAGAGGUUGUUCAGAAUUUAAAAUGCACAUACAACAACAGUCAAACUUUAUCCUGGAUUUGUCAAAAUAUCUGUGAUCAGCAAACUCCACUGAACUGCAGUUGGCCCUGUAUUGUGGCUUACAGGAAUACAACAUCAGUAACUAUAACCACACGCAUGAACAUCUUACCAGUUAACGCCUCAAGAAUACACUUGCCCGUGUUGACUUUGCUCUAAGAAUCAUCUCACACUUUCCUCUCUCCUCUUGGGUGAUUGUUAGUGUCUGUCAGCAGCUGUGUAUGGUAUUUGUCUUGUAAUCUUGCAUCAUUCUCUCCUUUCCAGUCAUAUCUAAUGUAGAGGUUAGUUUCCAGUGAAAGUGUUAAGUAGUGCUUUUCUGAUGUUUGUGUGCAAUAUCUCCUUCUCCCACUGAGGCAUUUGAUGUAAAGGGAACUACUCUAAAAAAAAAACAUCCACAAUAAACCCACUUGUGGAAACUCA
Messenger RNA from Lepisosteus oculatus (spotted gar), 10428 nucleotides. It is a transcript of the gene map1b, whose product is annotated as microtubule-associated protein 1B. Gene Ontology annotation, cellular component: synapse; neuronal cell body; microtubule associated complex. Gene Ontology annotation, biological process: regulation of microtubule depolymerization; dendrite development; microtubule cytoskeleton organization. NCBI's taxonomy places the organism in Eukaryota, Metazoa, Chordata, Actinopteri, Semionotiformes, Lepisosteidae. Gene Ontology annotation, molecular function: actin binding; microtubule binding. The record is from RefSeq and is a predicted model, not a curated record.